Eupeodes corollae is the source of this 408-nucleotide messenger RNA. RefSeq names its product flexible cuticle protein 12-like. The transcript has 2 exons. NCBI's taxonomy places the organism in Eukaryota, Metazoa, Arthropoda, Insecta, Diptera, Syrphidae. The record is from RefSeq and is a predicted model, not a curated record. Bases 60 to 371 code for a protein of 103 amino acids. Gene Ontology annotation, molecular function: structural constituent of chitin-based larval cuticle. Gene Ontology annotation, cellular component: chitin-based extracellular matrix.
AAAGAAAGUUAUCAGUUUUGGUUGAUUAAUUCAUCGAACAACAACACACAUUUAACAAUAUGAAAUUCGUUAUUGUAUUUGCUGCAUUCUGCGCUACUGUCGUCUUGGCUGCACCCCUUGAUAAUGGUGUCCAAAUUGUGAGAUACGAUAAUGAUAAUAUUGGUGUUGAUGGAUACAACUUUGCCUAUGAAACCAGCGAUGGAGUUUCUCGUGAAGAGAGCGCCAAGUUAGACAAGGUUGGAACUGAUGGUGAAUCCAUUUCUGUUCGUGGAUCCGUCACAUGGACCGCACCCGAUGGUGUCCAAUACUCUCUGCAAUAUAUUGCUGAUGAGAAUGGAUUCCAACCCCAAGGUGCUCAUUUGCCUAAGUAAACAAUAAAAAUCAUUUGAUUUUGGUGUUGAAAGUUAA